Messenger RNA from Lathyrus oleraceus (garden pea), 1776 nucleotides. RefSeq lists its product as uncharacterized. Gene Ontology annotation, molecular function: short-chain carboxylesterase activity; monoacylglycerol lipase activity. The record is from RefSeq and is a predicted model, not a curated record. Bases 1 to 1749 code for a protein of 582 amino acids. Gene Ontology annotation, biological process: lipid metabolic process. Lineage: Eukaryota; Viridiplantae; Streptophyta; Magnoliopsida; Fabales; Fabaceae. The transcript is spliced from 17 exons.
AUGGAUGAAAGAACUUCAAGCAAGUUGAAAAUUGACAUGGCUUUGCAGGCUCAGUCGACUAAGAAAGACAAAGGAAAAAGGAAUGGUAACAAAGGUAUAGGAAGUUACAAAAAUUCGACAGGUGUUGGUGAUGUUCUGAUUAGGAGAAAGGAUGGUAAACAAUCAGUAGUUUCCAAUGUGUUAGAUGAGUGGUUAUGGCAUUAUCGAAUUGGUUACUUGAACUUUAAUGACAUUAGUAAUUCGAAGAGGAAGAACAUGGUUGCAGUCCUAUCGAAAAUCCAUAUUCGAGAAGAAAUAUGUGAAGAAUGUGUUCAAGAAAAGCAACACAAGAAUAACUUGAACAAGGAUGCAAGAAGCAAAAAGUUGUGGACCUACUUAAUCAAGAAGAAAAGAGAUGUGAUUGAUGUUUUCACCAAGUUAAAAGUAAUGGUUGAAAGACAGAGUGGUCAUAAGAUUAAGGUUCUGAGGAAAGAUGAAGGUGGAGAUGCAAGAAAUAGUGAAAAAGGAACAAAGAACGUGAUUGCUCGGAAAUCUUCACAACCCACAACGGCUUCAUCAUUCUUCUUUACCGUUUUCUAUACUCUCUUUUACGCUGCUUUGGAUAUUAAAGUUGAUUCAUUCGUUGUUGUUCUUACUUUUCUUUGCUGGGUUUCUUCUAGUUUCAUCGUUAAUUCCAUCAGUUUCGAACUCGCUUGGAAGUCCCUUAAAGAUUUCGCUAUUUCGGUUGGUACAGCUGAUUGCGACCAUGAUUGUGGUCGUGGCAGUCACAAUUCUAGCAGUGUUGUCAAUAAAGAUGAAUCUACUCCCAUUGUUAUUUUGAUUCCUGGUUUAACAAGUGAUUCUUCAGCUCCUUAUCUCAAACACCUUGCAUAUCAUACAGCAAAACGUGGAUGGAAAAUUGUUGUCAGUAAUCAUCGAGGACUUGGAGGUGUUCCAAUCACGUCUGAUAUUUUCUACAAUUCUGGAUGGACUGAGGAUACUCGCACAGUUGUUAAUUACGUCCACAAAGAGAAUCCCAAGGCACCUUUGUUUAUUGUUGGAAAUAGCGUUGGAGCUAAUAUUCUGGUAAAAUAUCUUGGCGAGGAAGGUGAGAACACUCUUGUAGCUGGAGUUGUAGCUGUUUGCUCUCCUUGGGACCUUUUGAUAACUGAUAGAUUUAUAACUCGUGCUCCUGUGCAAAAGUUUUAUGACAAAGCACUAACAGGCGGCCUUCAAGAUUAUGCAAAAUUACACCAGCCUCUCUUUUCUCGGCUUGGUAAUUGGGAAGGGAUAAUGAAGGCACUUUCUAUUCGAGAUUUCGAUGACCACGCCACUCGAUUGUUUGCAAAGUAUGAGACUGUUGAUACGUACUAUAGACGUUGCAGCAGUACUCCUUAUGUGAAAUCUGUAUCAAUUCCGCUUCUCUGUAUUAGUGCUCUGGAUGAUCCCGUCUGUACCAAGGAAGCCAUUCCAUGGGACGAAUGCAGGUUAAAUAAAAAUAUUGUGUUGGCCACUGUAAAGCAUGGAGGACAUUUGGCUUUCUUUGAAGGAAUAACUGCAUCUAGCCUGUGGUGGGUAAGAGCUGCUAAUGAAUUUCUUGAUGUACUACACUCUAGCCAUUAUAUGCAUCAACAGAAGAAGAUUUCUAAACCAAACGCACCAUUAGACUCUUCAAUCGAUCAGAGCCCUUAUAUCAAUGUUACCGAAGAUGGAUUGGUGGCUGGACUGAACAAUGAACCAACAACAGAAAUCCAGAAGAAAAACAAGUAAUACAGGAGAAUAUAUUCUUGUAUGACU